AUGCUGAACCCUAAGUGCAGUCUUUGUCCCCGACCCGCUUACCGAAUCCGACCUCUGCAACACAGUGGAACACUUCACCGUCGUGCUGUGCCUGACCAGCGACGCAACGCGAACCCGUGGCCCGUAAAGCAGCCGCAAUUGCCUCUGUCACAGACUCUGCUACGCGAUGUUGUGAUUGCAUUUCGGCUGAAUCUCUCAGCAUCGCUAUGCCUGCAAUUUGAUAACACUGGAUCAUUGGAUAGGAUCUUGGAUGGUAGAAAACUUGACCAUGGCUCUUAUCCUAGACGGCAAUAUGAUGUUGAAUUUCUAACGUCACAGCAUGUUUCUUUUUGUCCUUCUGUGAGUCUGGUGCACAAUUGA
This is a messenger RNA of Sphenostylis stenocarpa, 360 nucleotides long. The record is from the annotation of a GenBank genome assembly. Lineage: Eukaryota; Viridiplantae; Streptophyta; Magnoliopsida; Fabales; Fabaceae.